Molecule: messenger RNA, 1043 nt
Organism: Myotis lucifugus (little brown bat)
Lineage: Eukaryota; Metazoa; Chordata; Mammalia; Chiroptera; Vespertilionidae
Product: cationic amino acid transporter 3-like
Exons: 5
Biological process (GO): amino acid transport; transmembrane transport
Cellular component (GO): plasma membrane
Molecular function (GO): amino acid transmembrane transporter activity
Source: RefSeq, a predicted model, not a curated record
AUGCUGUGUGGACACCUGGGCCGGUUUUGCGAGAAGCUGGUGCGCAGGCGGCCCCUGGAGCGGAGGGAGGGGUCUGGCGGCGGCCUGGCCCGGUGCCUGAGCACCCUGGACCUGGUGGCCCUCGGGGUGGGCAGCACCCUGGGGGCUGGAGUGUACGUCCUGGCCGGGGAGGUGGCCAGGGACAAGGCCGGGCCGGCCAUCGUCCUCUGCUUCUUGGUGGCCGCCGUGACGUCCGUGCUGUCUGGGCUGUGCUACGCGGAGUUCGGGGCGCGGGUGCCCUGCUCCGGGUCUGCCUAUCUCUACAGCUACGUCACCGUGGGACAGCUGUGCGCCUUCGUCACCGGGUGGAACCUCAUACUCUCCUAUGUCAUCGGCAGCGCCAGUGUGGCCAGGGCCUGGAGCUCCGCCAUCGACAGCCUGACCGGGCACCACAUGUCCCGGGCGCUGCAGGAGAGCGUGCCUCUGCGUGUGCCCUUCCUGGCCAGCUACCUGGACUUCUUCUCGCUGGGCCUGGUGCUGCUGCUCACAGGUGUCCUGGUCCUGGGAGUUCGUGAGUCGGCCCUGGUUACCAAGAUAUUCACGGGCGUGAACCUCUUGGUUCUUGGCUUCAUCGUCCUCUCUGGCUUCAUUAAUGGACGUCUGCACCGCUGGCAGCUCACGGAGCAGGACUACGAGCUGACCAAAUCUGAGUCCAAUGGCACCUUGAGCCUGGGCCCUCUGGGCUCCGGGGGGUUUGUGCCUUUUGGCUUUGAGGGGGUUCUCCGCGGAGCAGCCACGUGCUUCUAUGCGUUUGUUGGUUUUGACUGCAUCGCCACUGCAGGGGAAGAAGCCCGCAACCCUCAGCAGGCCAUCCCCCUGGGCACCGUGAUCUCGCUCUUCAUCUGCUUCUUGGCGUACUUUGGGGUCUCGGCGGCGCUCACCCUCAUGGUGCCCUACUACCAGAUCAACUCCGACAGCCCCCUGCCAGAGGCCUUCCUCCACGCGGGCUGGCCCUGGGCCAGAUACGUGGUGGCUGUGGGGACCCUGUGUGCCCUGUCGUCCAG